Molecule: messenger RNA, 3709 nt
Organism: Neocloeon triangulifer
Lineage: Eukaryota; Metazoa; Arthropoda; Insecta; Ephemeroptera; Baetidae
Gene: fw
Product: CUB and sushi domain-containing protein 1
Exons: 20
Coding region: 77-3463 (1128 amino acids)
Source: RefSeq, a predicted model, not a curated record
UCUCCCGCAGGUUGAGUCAGUCAGGUACGGACCUAGAGCAGUGCUAGUGUGUCCAGUGCGAGUGUAUGGCCGGGAAAUGAUGUGCAGUGGACGCACGAGGAGCCCCUCGGGGACCUCAGCCCUCGCGUGGGCCCUUUGGACUUUGUCUGUCGGACUGAGUUUGGCGCAGCAGUGUCCACUGCCCGCGGUGCCAUUGAACGCCAGGGUGACUUUGAGCAGUUCCACCCCAAGCGUGGGCACCACAGCCACCUACUCUUGUGAUGAUGGAUACGAACUUUUCGGGUCAAGCUUGUUGCCCUGUGUCCAGCAAGGAUCUCGCGCGGUCUGGCAAGGAGAACUUCCAUUCUGCGGUACAAACGUUGCAUUUAGAAAGCCUGCAAACCAGUCGUCGUCAAUGCGAGGCGGGCCUGCGUCGAACGCCAUUGACGGAGACAAAGAGGUCAACCACGAUGGCAAAAGAUGCACCGAGACGGCCAAGGAGCAGUCACCCUGGUGGAGGGUCGAUCUGCUCAGGGAGUACCCCAUCAGGGCUGUCAGACUGACUUCAAGAGGGUGCUGCGGGCACCAACUUCUUCAAGACCUGGAGAUCAGGGUGGGAAACAGCACUGAUUUGCAGAGGAACCCUCUUUGUGCGUGGUAUCCAGGCACAGUUGAUGAGGGUACGACAAAAAUCUUCACUUGUGCCAGACCAAUCGUUGGUCGUCACGUAGCUGUGCAAAUGGUUGGGGUUGAAGGUUCCCUUUCCCUUUGUGAGGUCGAAGUUUUCACCACAGACGAGUUUUCGAAUGAGAGGUGCGUGCCGAGCGGAGUGCUGCAGGAAGGCACAGAGACGGCCGUUUUCUCGCGCACCUGCUACGAAUUUCACACAACCAAGGGUGCCUCUUUCGAGCAGGCGAGGUCGUCCUGCCGCAGGGUCGCUGGCGGGGACCUUUUGCACUCGUCGUCGCGCGCGCACAACGGCUUUGUUUUGUCCGAACUGGAAAGAAGGAAGCCAAAAUUGAAGACGCAGCUCGUCUGGCUCGGAGCCACCAGGGACCCUGGCUUCACUUCAAGAACCUGGCGAUGGGUCAACGGUGAGGUGGUAGGAAAGCCAGAUUGGGGUAAAGACCAGCCCAACAACUACAACGGAGAGCAGAACUGCGUGGUUCUGGACGGCGGCCGAGGGUGGCAGUGGAACGACGUUGGCUGCAACCUCGACUACCUUCACUGGGUGUGUCAGCACCAGCCGGCGGCCUGCGGCAGUCCCGACCGACAGAGCAACACCACCAUCAGCGGCGGAGACCACGUCGUUGGCAAAUCAAUCACCUACUCGUGUCCUGAGGGUCACAUGCUAGUUGGAAACGCGACUCGCGAGUGCCUCAAAACUGGAUUCUGGUCGGGCAAGGCGCCUACAUGCAAAUACGUCGAUUGUGGAUCGUUGAAGACGCCUGAGCAUGGUUCAGUGAAUCUUUUGAAUGACAGAACUACACACGGUGCUCUGGCCGAAGUUUCCUGCGAAAGCAAUUACACUCUGAAGGGCGACGCAAAGAGGAAGUGCGGAGAUGAAGGAGUAUGGUCUGGAGAAGAUCCUCAAUGCUUAUUUGCUUGGUGCCCGGAGCCACCUGAAGUUGCCGGAGGCCGCGUUGAAGUGACUGGCAGGAAGGCAGGGUCCACCGCCACCUACAAGUGCCAGGCUGGAUUCAUCCUCUUAGGCGACGCUGUUUUGACCUGCGGUCUUGGCGGAACGUGGUCAGGUCGCGCCCCUGAGUGCCGAUUUGUGGACUGCGGCGCCCCGGCCAACACCUUCCACGGCAGGGUGGAGUUGCUGAACGCGACCACGACGGCCGGCAGCGUGGCCAGGUACGAGUGCGAGGCCGACUACUGGCUCGCCGGACAGGCCAUCAUCACGUGCGGCCUGGACGGAAAGUGGAGCUCCCACACUCCCUCGUGCGAAUUGAUUACUUGCGAGGAGCCUGACGUGCCAAACGGAGGUUUUGUGGUCGGGUACGACUUCAACGUGCACUCGACCAUCGAGUACCACUGCGAACCGGGACACUUGCUCCGAGGCGAACCGAUCAGGACGUGCAACACCGACGGAGAGUGGUCUGCAAGAGCACCAUCAUGCCAAUUUAUUGACUGCGGCAAGAUUUCGUCGGUGCCAUAUGGCUCGAUCAAAUACUUCAACGACACCACCUUCAUCCACAGCGAAGUAGAAUUCUCCUGUGUGAGAAAUUACAGACUGAGCGGCGGUCUGGCGAGGAGAAUUUGCCAGGAAGAUGGAACUUGGAGCGGAACCACUCCUAGAUGCGAAGAAAUUCGCUGCCCGGAGCCAGUUUUGGCGGAACACGCUGUUCUGAGCGUGACUGGAAACGACAGGGCGUACGGCCGAACCUUGAUAAGGACCGCGUCCGAAAGUGCCGCCAACUCUGCCGCCACCUACAAGAUUUCCGCACAGGCCAAGUACAGGUGCGAAAGGGGCUAUCGUUUGAUCGGAGAGGGACUGAGGACCUGUGAGGAGGCCGGAGAGUGGAGCGGCGAUGUGCCCCAGUGUGUCUAUGUGGAUUGCGGCCAGCCAGAGGAAAUUACCAAUGGACGAAUGAAUUUGGCUUCCAACGCCACCUACUAUGGAGUGGUCGCGCUUUACGAUUGCAUCAAAAACUACAAAAUUGAAGGAUACGAGAGGCGCAUGUGUCUGGAGAAUGGAUCGUGGAGCCAUUCACCUCCUGUUUGCACAGAAAUCCUGUGCCCACCGCCAGCCCAAGAGAAUGGUUUAAUAGCCCAGGUUAGCUCAUACAGUGUGGGUGCCGUGGCAAGGUAUACCUGCCCUAGAGGUUCCAACAUGGAGGGCAACGACACCAGAGUUUGCCUACCCGGCGGAAACUGGGGCGGCUUUUUACCCGCCUGCAGACCCGUGGACUGUGGCCACCCAGGAAUCAUUGAGAACGGCCGAGUGGUUCUGCCCAACCAGACAACCGUCUACCUGAGUCCUGUCGAGUACCACUGCAUUCCGCAGUACAAACUGGUCGGGCAGUACCUGCGACGGUGCAAGGAAGAUGGAACGUGGUCCGGCGACGAACCCACUUGUGAACAAGCGUCUUUGGCGGACAGUGCGGCGUCCCAGCAAAUGGGACUCAUCAUUGGAAUCUGCGCCGGAGUUUUGCUCUUCCUGCUUUUGCUCUUGGGAAUUUUCUACAUGAGACUGCGGCGACCAACGCCGGUGAAGAACUCGGAAAACGUUCAGGGCGCCGAGGUGAAAGAGGAAACGCGUGCGGCCGUCAUGUCGUACGCCACCCUGAGCGACCCUUACAACCGGGGGCCCAACAUCUACGAGAACAUCGCCGAGACGAACACGUACGACACGCCUUACGAGGCGGCCAUGGCGGGUGGCCGCCGGGACAGUGGUGACAGCGGCCACUACGAGCCCUCGCCGACGCCCACGCGGCAGGAGAGCACGGUCACCAUCAACGGGGUCUCCGUCCGUUGAAAAUAACGCGAGACGAAAGAAUAAAAAAGUGUCCACGGAAAUCAAUUAAAAGUGCGGACUACGAACAUUCAUUUGUGAUAAUUGCGUAGAAAUAACUUUAGUUGAAUGCGAUGUGAGUGAGAAGAAAAUGGGUUUGUGACUUUGCGUAUAAAGUGAUCAUUCAAGUUGUUGUAAAUAAAUAAUUUACGAUUUGCAAUAUUAAUUAUACCCUGUGUGUGAAUAUCAAUAAAAUAGCGCUAAAUUAUC